Molecule: messenger RNA, 1479 nt
Organism: Metarhizium brunneum ARSEF 3297
Lineage: Eukaryota; Fungi; Ascomycota; Sordariomycetes; Hypocreales; Clavicipitaceae
Product: Transcriptional regulator sdnM
Source: RefSeq, a predicted model, not a curated record
AUGCUUCAUCUCACAGGAAGAAGACUCCCCCGGCCCCAAAUACCAACCGAUACCAUUGUAAUGGUGGGAGACUUGGACGACAACAUUGUAUACCGCAACGAGGGCAUCGUCACCUGUAUGUUUGUUGUAGACAAUGUCCUCGAUUCAGAAAAGUUGAGAAGCGCCUUCGAAAGGGUCAUUGAGCGGCCGGGCUGGCGCAAACUUGGGGCCAGGUUGCGGUUCAAUACCAACGGAUGUCUGGAGUACCACAUUCCUGCUUUGUUUGGCCCCGACCGCCCAGCCAUGAGAUAUUCGGUAGUUGAUCACGCUGUGAAAAGAUCGGAGCACUCGGUCGCGUCACGGCUGCCAGAGAUGAGUAAGGACCUGGCCGUCGUGGCUGAUCCCGUCCAUUUUGAGAGCCUGUGGCACGAUGCUGCUGGUCCUGCGAAGCUGGACGAUUACUUCUAUGCCGACGAACCUCUUCUAGCCCUACGUAUAACCAAGUUCACUGACGCAACGACAUUGGCCAUAUCAUGGCCUCACGUAUUGUUCGAUAUUAUGGGACUGGUGGAUUUCGUCAAUGCGUGGACUUUGAUGCUACGCCAACAACCUGAUGACAUUCAAGCGCCACAUGAAACUACCAGCGAUCCCUUGGCAGAGCUAGGCCGUCAUCCGUCAGAACCGCACCUCCUCCGGCAUCACCGAAUGUCUUUGCUUUCCGUCUUAUUUCACUGGUUGCAGUCUUGGUUUUGGUCUCUCAUUUCCAAGCCGCAGCAUCGCAUACUCUACAUCCCUGGCUGGUAUAUGAAAUCGCUUCGAGAAAAGGCACUUGAGGGCCUAGCCACGAACAAUGAAGAUGAGGACAAGAACAUGUUUGUGAGUGAAGGAGACACGCUAUGCGCCUGGUGGGCCCAUCUCUCAACCUCUCUGAUGAGAAACUACCCGGGAAAGAUUGUAGCGCUGGUGAAUGUAAUGUCCCUGAGGACCGUCUUGGCCGAGGAUUUGCUACCUUGUGGUCGGCCGUUUCUCUCAAACUCUACAGGCCUAGUCUUUGCUCUGACGUCUGUGAAGGACAUAGUCACCAAGCCCCUUGGCCACCUGGCUUCACAGGUGCGUCGCUCCAUCAUCAAUCUUGGUACGCGAGAGCAGGUCGAAGCCUUUGUCGCGUUGACAAGACAGUCCUGGCAGAGACUCCCCCCCCUGUUUGGGAACCACCGAAUGCACCUCGUCACCUUCUCCAAUUGGUCCAAGGCGAAGCUCUUUGAAGUGGACUUUUCGUCGGCCAUUGUACCGCCCGUCUCGGACAAGGGACAGCCGACUGAACAGAGCGGCCGACCGUCCUAUGUGCAGAGUCAUUUUUCCGGAAUCAACACGUACGAAUGCGUAGUGAUUCUUGGGGAAAGCGCCGAGGGAGGCUAUUGGAUGGAUUGUUGCACAAACAAAUUCCGGUGGCCAAAGAUUGUGGACAUGCUAUCAGAAGUACGGCAAGAGGUGGCAUGA